GAAACACAUGUAGGGACGCAGAGGCUCAACGGAAUGCGGACUGGGCUUUGCUUCUCUUUCCAGCACUGUGGGGCCUGGGCAGAAGAACCCACUGGGACCCCUCCUCCGGCUGCCUCUCCGGAAUGAGGCCUCAGCGCCCGCGUGGGACGGCUACCUUUCUCUUAAGAGAGAGCCCAAGGGCGGGCUGAAGCCGAGACGAUGCCUGGGAAGCUGAAGGUGAAAAUCGUGGCCGGGCGCCAUUUGCCAGUGAUGGAUCGUGCUAGUGACCUGACUGAUGCCUUCGUGGAGGUAAAAUUUGGUAAUACCACAUUUAAAACAGAUGUGUACCUCAAGUCACUCAACCCUCAGUGGAACUCCGAAUGGUUUAAAUUUGAGGUGGAUGAUGAAGACUUACAGGAUGAACCUCUACAGAUCACAGUUCUUGACCAUGAUACUUAUAGUGCAAAUGAUGCCAUUGGUAAAGUGUAUAUUGAUAUUGAUCCUUUACUGUACAGUGAAGCUGCAACAGUCAUCUCAGGAUGGUUUCCAAUUUAUGACACCAUACAUGGUAUCCGUGGGGAAAUCAAUGUAGUUGUCAAAGUAGACCUCUUCAAUGAUUUAAAUCGAUUCAGGCAGUCAUCAUGUGGAGUGAAAUUCUUUUGCACAACAUCUAUUCCAAAGUGCUAUAGAGCUGUGAUAAUUCAUGGAUUUGUUGAAGAACUUGUAGUCAAUGAAGACCCAGAAUAUCAGUGGAUUGAUCGAAUUCGCACACCCAGGGCAUCAAAUGAGGCCAGACAAAGACUAAUUUCUCUAAUGUCAGGUGAACUGCAGAGGAAGAUUGGCUUGAAAGUACUCGAAAUGAGAGGAAAUGCAGUUGUUGGGUACUUACAGUGUUUUGAUCUGGAGGGCGAGUCUGGGUUAGUGGUACGAGCCAUAGGAACAGCGUGUACUCUGGAUAAAUUAAGUAGCCCAGCAGCAUUCCUUCCUGCAUGUAAUUCCCCAUCCAAAGAAAUGAAGGAGAUUCCCUUCAAUGAAGAUCCCAAUCCCAAUACUCACUCAUCAGGACCCUCAACCCCUCUGAAAAACCAAACUUAUUCCUUUUCACCUUCCAAGUCCUACAGUCGACAGUCCUCUUCUUCUGACACAGAUUUGAGUUUGACACCCAAAACUGCAUCUUACCCACAGGGACCUAGGAUUUACCUGUGUCCCAGCUCCCCCUCUCUCUCUUGUGGUUCCCUUCAUCUUAAAAAGUCCUGUCUCCUCCUCUCGGAAUCUAGCCUUACCCCUCAUCAUUCUAGCCUUGUCAGCCCAGUUCUGAGGAAAAGUGUUUCUUUCAGUGAAGAGCUGUUCCUGGCUGCUUCUGGAAUGGGAAGUGGUAGUGCUGGAAAAGAAGGGGGGCCAUUUAAAGCUCUUUUAAGACAGCAGACACAGUCAGCGUUGGAACAGAGGGGAGGAUCACCUCAUAGGUUCUGUAGAAGGCGGGAAUUUCCAUUUUUUACCUUGACGGCAUUUCCUCCUGGAUUUCUUGUCCAUGUUGGGGGUGUUGUUAGUGCACGUUCUGUGAAGCUUUUGGACCGUAUCCACAAUCCUGAUGAACCAGAAACUCGAGAUGCAUGGUGGGCAGAAAUCAGACAAGAAAUAAAAUCACAUGCUAAAGCAUUAGGCUGUCAUGCGGUAGUGGGCUACAGUGAAUCAACUAGCAUCUGUGAAGAGGUCUGUAUUUUAUCUGCAUCCGGCACAGCAGCUGUACUGAACCCUAGAUUUCUGCAGGAUGGCACUGUGGAGGGCUGUUUGGAACAGAGGCUCGAUGAAAACUUGCCUGCGUGCUGUGGAUUUUGCCAUAUACCGUAUGAUGAACUGAAUAUGCCAUUUCCAGCUCAUCUCACGUAUUGCUAUAACUGCAGGAAACAAAAAGUUCCUGAUGUUCUCUUUACGACUAUAGACCUCCCAACAGAUGCAACAGUUAUUGGAAAAGGUUGUCUUAUUCAAGCAAGAUUAUGUCGCUUAAAAAAGAAAGCACAGGCAGAAGCAAAUGCUACAGCUAUCAGUAAUCUAUUGCCAUUUAUGGAAUAUGAAGUACAUACUCAGCUAAUGAAUAAAUUAAAACUCAAAGGAAUGAAUGCUUUGUUUGGACUAAGAAUUCAGAUCACUGUUGGUGAAAAUAUGUUGAUGGGCUUAGCGUCUGCCACAGGUGUAUAUUUAGCAGCUUUACCAACUCCUGGUGGUAUUCAGAUUGCUGGGAAGACUCCUAAUGAUGGCUCAUAUGAACAGCAUAUCUCUCAUAUGCAAAAGAAGAUAAAUGACACAAUUGCUAAGAACAAAGAGUUAUAUGAAAUCAAUCCUCCAGAGAUCUCUGAAGAAAUUAUAGGAUCACCCAUCCCAGAACCUAGACAACGCUCAAGACUUUUAAGAUCUCAGUCAGAAAGCUCUGAUGAAGUUACAGAAUUAGACCUUUCACAUGGGAAAAAAGAUGCUUUUGUUUUGGAGAUCGAUGACACAGAUGCCAUGGAAGAUGUGCAUUCUCUGCUCACUGACGUCCCUCCUCCUUCAGGAUUUUAUAGUUGUAAUACAGAAAUUAUGCCUGGUAUAAAUAAUUGGACAUCUGAAAUACAGAUGUUCACUUCAGUAAGAGUAAUCAGAUUAAGCAGCCUGAACCUCACUAAUCAAGCUCUCAAUAAGAACUUUAAUGAUCUCUGUGAAAAUUUGCUCAAGAGCCUGUAUUUUAAACUACGAUCUAUGAUCCCCUGCUGCCUUUGCCACGUAAAUUUUACGGUAUCUCUGCCUGAAGAUGAAUUAAUUCAGGUUACAGUCACAGCUGUUGCAAUAACUUUUGACAAAAAUCAGGCUUUACAAACCACAAAAACACAUGUUGAAAAGUCAUUGCAAAGAGCCUCUACAGAUAAUGAAGAACUUCUGCAGUUUCCACUGGAACUCUGUUCAGAUUCACUUCCUUCUCAUCCUUUUCCACCAUCUAAAGAACACCUGGAGAGUGCAAGUUCUAACUCAGGUAUACCAGCUGCACAGAGAGCAACGUCAGUUGAUUACAGUUCCUUUGCAGACAGAUGCAGCAGCUGGAUAGAGCUCAUUAAACUGAAAGCUCAGACCAUAAGGCGCGGAUCAAUUAAGACAACUGUGACAGUUGAAAAAGCAAGUCCAAUGGCUGAAGGAAAUUUCCGAAGUCGUUCUGCUCCCCCUUGUGCAAAUUCCACAGUUGGGGUUGUUAAGAUGACACCUCUUUCUUUCAUUCCUGGAGCAAAAAUUACCAAAUAUCUUGGGAUAAUUAAUAUGUUUUUCAUCCGGGAAACCACUUCUCUUCGUGAGGAAGGAGGAGUUAGUGGUUUUCUCCAUGCUUUCAUUGCUGAAGUGUUUGCUAUUGUGAGAGCUCAUGUUGCUGCAUUAGGAGGGAAUGCUGUUGUCUCCUACAUAAUGAAGCAGUGUGUCUUCAUGGAGAAUCCAAAUAAAAACCAGGCACAGUGUCUUAUAAAUGUAAGUGGUGACGCAGUGGUUUUUGUUCGUGAAUCUGACUUAGAAGUGGUGUCAACUCAGCAGCCCACUGCCACUUGCCAGCCGUCAUGCACGGGAGAAGUUACAACAUGAAGAAAAUUAGGAAGAGCUCAACUAAGUGAAAUUCAUCUGUCUCCAUUGUAUUGUUAUAAAUUAUCUUAGUAGAUUUAAGAAUAUUGAACUUAAUUUGAGAUAAUUAAGAAAGAAUUAGCACAUUAUGAGCAGAUUUGAUUUGCCUGGAAUCUCUUGGAAGCAUGAGAAUUUUCUAAUCUUGAUGUUUUCUUUGCCUGGUGUAGACAGACAGGCCCGUGGAAUCUUGACCCUUCAGUAUGCUAGGAUAAAUUUCUAAGAGAACUGUAGCAAAGAUGGGAGCUAUUUGUAAUUUAUGUUGAUUUUAAUAAAAUCAUAAUUUAAAAAAUGAGAAGGGAGGAUAGUCAGGAAACUAGGAUCGGGUAACUAGAUAGGAUAGCUACCUUAAAGUAAUUUGAAAAACUAAGGAAGAAAUUCACAAAUUGUUAGUGAAUAAGCAGUCUGAUUGGAGAAGUGUGUGGCGAAAAUAGAGAAAAGGUUUCAGAAAACUCUGCAUUUCUUAAUGUGUUUUAUUUUGGUGAGAAAUUUGGUAACAGCUGAAACAGGAAAGUAUUUCAGCCAUCUUUUGAAAAGAAGCUAAAAGUCUGCAACUUGUAUUCGUAAUUCAUCCCAACUACUUUACUGUAAAAGAAAAAUUACUUUAUCAAAGCUGGUGUUCUUUCACUGAAAAUUUUAAUAAUAUCUCUAAGAAGUGGGGAAAUUCUUAUAUAAUUUUAUAACUUGCCACACUGGAGUUAGUAUUUAAUGUUUAGAAGAGGCUCCAUUUCAACUGAGAAGAAAACUUCAAUGAAUUUUGUUGAAGUAAUAAAAAUACAGUUGAUCUUGUAGGAACAUAAGUUAUUUUCUGAUAAAAUUAUAUUGCACUCCUUCCAAAUAAACAGAAUUUUAGUAAAGUCUUGGGGAUUUUUGAUGGUGAGUUAGACUGUAUUUGGCAUGGAAUUUGGAAAUAUAACUUGAAUGUAAAUAAAUAUGCUGCAAAAUGUUGAAUACAUAGAAAUACUUUCUCUGUCAAUGCCAAAUGGCCACUGUAAAUGAACCUUCAAUAUUACAUUCCUACUUUGCAUCAUAAAAUGUCUUUAUAAAAAUCAUGAUUUUGUUCUCCCAGGACAGCAAACUGCCCUAAAGAUUGAGUCAUUUUCUUGUUAUC
This is a messenger RNA of Cynocephalus volans (Philippine flying lemur), 4720 nucleotides long. It is a transcript of the gene C2CD5, whose product is annotated as C2 calcium dependent domain containing 5. The record is from RefSeq and is a predicted model, not a curated record. Gene Ontology annotation, molecular function: calcium ion binding; calcium-dependent phospholipid binding. NCBI's taxonomy places the organism in Eukaryota, Metazoa, Chordata, Mammalia, Dermoptera, Cynocephalidae. The transcript has 29 exons. The coding region runs from base 199 to 3576 and encodes 1125 amino acids. Gene Ontology annotation, biological process: intracellular protein transmembrane transport; positive regulation of vesicle fusion; positive regulation of protein targeting to membrane. Gene Ontology annotation, cellular component: plasma membrane.